Molecule: messenger RNA, 5367 nt
Organism: Sclerotinia sclerotiorum 1980 UF-70
Lineage: Eukaryota; Fungi; Ascomycota; Leotiomycetes; Helotiales; Sclerotiniaceae
Exons: 4
Coding region: 1-5367 (1788 amino acids)
Biological process (GO): positive regulation of transcription by RNA polymerase II
Cellular component (GO): nucleus
Molecular function (GO): transcription factor binding
Source: RefSeq, a predicted model, not a curated record
AUGUCUGUCGCCAGGACCCGGUCAAUGUCAAUGAGAUCCGGCCAUUCAUCCAAAGGCACUGGAGCCACAUUGGCUGAAGUCAGCAUGCCUUCGAUUACUAUACCUCGCGAUUUCGAACCCUGUGCUGCGACGGCCUCUAUGUUCUUGUAUGUGCAAGGAAAUACAGUCGUAUGCGCUCAUCACGAUACCCUUAAGAUUGAAAGACGGUUUGCGAGACACACAGAAGAGAUACAGUUACUGGCAGUGGAUAAUAUUAGUGAGAGAGGAGCCGGAAGAUUAGUUGUAAGCUACGAUGCUGGCCAAACUGCCAUUGUGUGGGAUUGCAUGACGGGAGACGAAAUUGCCCGAUUUGCUAGUUACGAAAAUCUUACAGUGGCCGCUUGGAUGCGCAAUGGAAAUGUUGCAUUUGGAAAUGCUCAAGGAAAUGUGAUUCUUUUUGAACCGACAACAUCAGAGCAUAUAUCCUCCAGAACUUUAGAUCAAAUUCCCAUUACAGCUUUGGCACCAGCAGCGGAUUGUAGGACGUAUGCAAUUGGAUUUUCCAAUGGGUCUCUCUUGAUUGCAGCAUUGCAACCAAGAUUCAUAAUUCUUCACAACUUGACAACUUCAAGAGGACCUUCACCGAUCGUAACACUAUCAUGGCAUGCAUCAUCAUCACGACAGAAAUCGGACAUGCUAGCUUCUCAAACCAAUGAUGGUGACCUACGAGUUUGGAGCAUUGCUAAAUCACCCACCAGCAACGACACAGCCAAAGUAGUCCGGGUAUUGAAACGUUCCGAAAAUUUUCAAACCGGUCCCAAUUGGCUGGGCUGGUCAAAAAAUGGUCGUAUCAUCCAGUUUUCCGAAGGGGAAACAUCGUCAUGGGACGUACGAACGAAACAGGUCACUUUCGAGAAAGUUCCGACAUUGGAUAUUGUGAAGGGUCUAGCUGUUUAUGGACCUGGAGCGACGCUCUUCACGCUGGGUCCCAAUAAUACGGCCCAGCAAUUUGAUCUUAAUUCACCGCCUCAAAUGGUGGCAAACGUGCAACAUCCAGCCAAUUUGUUGCCACCUUCGCCCCCUGUUUCUGUAGAGGAGCAGCAACAGCAGGCCGCUCAAGCGGUCGCCGCUGAAGUUUCAGCUGUACCAAUCAAUAUCGAUAUCUCCGAGAGUGACUCCGAUCAGAUGUCUCCGCUGGCCAGAAUUGCUCGACGUGGUGAUGAAAUCGAACAGCAAUUACGUGUCGAGGCCAUGGAGCCUGACCGUGCUGAACCAUUGUCUCCUGUAUCAUCAAGAAGUCGCACGUCAAAUUCUACUAGAUCAUCUGCAAAUUCAAGGCAACAUACUAAUCGUUAUCAUGGUAAACAUUCUUCGGGCUUAUCGGCUGUAUCACGAGGAGGUAUGAGUGAAGCAACAACUAUGUCAUUUGGCUCAUCGAUUCAUACCGGUGCUACCCGAGAACCUUCUGUGCUUUCAAGUCGGGACUCGUACGCUCAUAGUAAUACCAGCUCAGCACGCUCAUAUCGUUCCCGACACCGUGGAUCUCGGUUAAGACAAGAGGUACUCCGUAGUCCGGAUGAAGCGGGAAGUCAUGUUGUGGAGCUUUUCAAGUACACCAAAUCUAGGUUGAGUGACAUUCCUUAUCGUCAACCACAAGUCUCAGACAGUGCUCAUCUCACGAAUGAUGAUCUUCGGCUACAAAUGCUCAGUACAAUAUUUGGAUGGGAUGGAGAAGCCGAAGGAUUGAUUCGUGAUGAGAUGAAUCGAGCACCAAUGGGUUCAACCCAAAGAGUUCUCCUUGCAAAAUGGAUUGGCGACCUCGAACUCGAUAUCAUGGCUACGAGCUCCGAAUCAAUGACUUCUUCCGAUUGGAUGCUCCUUGCCUUGAGCGGAAUCGGAGGACACGCUUCUCAAACAAAGGUCGCUAGAGCAUAUGUUCAACGUCUUUUAGAAAAGGGAGAUGUUCAUACUGCUGCUACAAUUAUGCUCGGUAUGGGUGAUCAAAAUGAUGCAAUUGAAAUAUACGUUUCCCACAAACGAUUCAUGGAAGCAUUGAUCUUGACAAGUCAUGUUUUCCCAUCAGACUGGUCCCGACAAGCUGGUUUGAUUAGAAAAUGGGGAGAGUGGGCUGUUCAGCAUGGUCAGCAACAAUUGGCCAUUCGAUGCUUCUCAUGCACAGCAUCCGAGUCUUCUGAACCUUGGACAUCACCAUCUGCUCAAGCUGCCACUUUCACAAAUAUCCAUAGCCAAAGUAUUCCAGAAGUACUAAGCCCUCCUCUAUCACCACCUAGCCACCGAGGUCCACAACGCAGCAUUGCCAAAACGUCAGCGUUGAAGCUCAUCACAGCUUUCGGGGAUAAGCACCAAAAGUCAAAGUUCUUUGGUAUUGAUAAUGAUAAAACACCAGUUGGUCCUGGUCCCACACCAAUUGAGGAAUCUGCCAUUUCUCCAGGUGGUGACACAGCACAUACUGCUUUCCUGAGACCUGGAAAUCGUAGCGUCUAUCACACACCAGCCUCUGCACGAACCGCGACUCCAGGUGGCUUCUCUCGUAGACGUCUUCCGUCUAUCGGUGAGACACCUAAUGAUGUUAUACCUGGAGUCAGAUUAGAGCCUUUGAAUCCACCUACGCCUGGAGAUUCUGGAUCAGACCGAGAAAGGCUUGGCCAAUAUGCUCAUGAAGCGGAAGUGGAGCCAUUACAGCUCAGCUCGGCAACCUAUACUCCAAUCACCAAGAAUAGACCCACAACACCUAUGACCCAGAAAAGGAUUGCCAAUCCAUUGCCAUCACCAUCGCCAGAUACAUUUACCGCGAAAAAGCAAGACGAUCGUACGAGAAAUGGAUCACGACAUCGUAAACCAGAUGGUCUGCAAAUUCAAUGGCCACCUAUGGAGUCGAUAAUUACAGGUGAUUAUAUGACAUCUCCAGAGCAAACGGGAUCAUCACACCACGGUCACCGAACUAACCGCUCAAUUGGUGAUCCUUUGAACUCUGCUGCUCUAUCAUCAGCAGCUUCCGUCUCAGCUUCAAGCAAUGCCAGAAGUCCAAUAACAAGCGAGAGAAGUUUCAGAACGACAAGUCCUGUUUUUCAUGGUCGAAGUAUUGAUCAAUAUAUUAGCAGCUUGGAUUCCGCUACAUAUCAUAAGAGACAGCAACGUAGUCGACAAGCUAGCCGAGACCGAAGUGGAAGAGGCCGUAGCAGUAGUCGAAAGCCAAAGGCUCGUGAAGCGUCGGAAGAAAGAGGAAGGAAUAUUAAUCAAUACAUCAAGCCUGCGAAACGUUCACCAACCUCGCCUAUCCCGAUGUCACCUGAAGAUUUGAGAGAUCUGGGUGCUACAGUCUCCGAUGGUGAAGUGGUGAUUGAAGAGAAACAAUACAGGACAGAUAGUCGCACAGAGAUCAAACCAUCUAGACAAGCAAGCCGAGUCCGACGACAAUCUCCUGAAUCACGCAAAGCAUCUAGUCGUCAAGCAAGUCGUAACGCGAGCCGUCGACCCCCUAGUCCAGAUACCAGACUAGGAGGACGAGAUGCCCGAGGUCGAAGUGCAGGACGUGGCGGAUCAGCAAUCCGUUCGCCUUCUUCUCCAUUGCCAUUUUCACCUCAAGCAAAAUUCUACCAGGAAGAUGAAGUUGCUGAUUAUGAAGAUUUGAGAGCCGCAAAGGCAGAUCAGCUUGCUUUUAGAAUGAGAAGUGGUAGUCGUAUGAGAGAACGUGGUACGAGUGCCGUUCGAGCUUCUUCGCCAAAUGGAAGACGUCGUGACAGAUCUACAAGUCGAAGACCAAUAGAAGGUCAAAGAUCACCAUACAUAACUCGAGAUGGUGCCGAGUCUCAAACUCAGCUGCAGACACACUCGGAGUCUGUACAAAAAGCCGCCGAACAACCAAAGGUGGAUCUAAAAGAUGAGCGAGCAUUAAAGAGAGAACAAGCUGCACGUGAGCUGGAAGAAAGACGUAAAUCUCUUGCUCAAAGACCAUUAGCACCACCGAUCAUUCAUCCGGGAGAAUUAAGUGGUUUAUCCCCACUAGCUUAUCGUCCAACUACCAACUUCCCCGAACCGAGAUCUGGGCCAUCGUAUUCGCCUCCCAAAGCAAGUCCUCAAGCUCCUAGAAGCCAACAGAAUACACCGAAUAAUAAUUCUCCGGGGAGUGGGUUUGGAUCAGCUCCAGAGUCAUCCGUGCAGAUUGGUUUACCUGCCACUCCAAGAGCUAUGCGUCAUCCUAAAUAUGAUCCUGAAGGUAAUGGUGCAGAGAGCAUUCCACAAGUCCCUCAAAUUCCAGGGAGAUACGAUACAGGUCCACAAGCCCAAACUUCCACGUUGAGUGCAGCUGUCUUCAAUGGUUCAUCUGAUGGACCACAUGACACAUUUGGACCUCUUCCAAAGACAGUGUAUCAGGCAUCUCAACCACCUCGUCGUAUGCCUCCUCGAUCUGCUUCCGCUCCUAUUCCUGAAGAGAGUUUCUACAAACCAAAUGUCAUCCCAGCAGGUUUACCACUUCAUCCCGCAUUUCAAGCAGCAAUUCCAUCCAGUUCAUCAAGACGCACACCAGAUACUAGAGAGAGAAUGUCACCCACUCAAUCUCCACGUAGACAAGCUUCGGGUGAUCUGCAGGGCGAGAAUGGAAGUAGAAGCGGAAGUCCGGUUUACGCUAGUGGGCCUGUCAAUGUAUUGACCGGAAUUGACGAGACAAUUGAGGCAAUUCAAGCAAUGCCUAUGCAUCAUCCAAACAAUGAUUUGAUUCCCCCACCACCACCGCCUCCACCAGCUCCACCCCUUCUCCCACAACUCCAACAUUUGGCUUUACCACCACCACCUCCUCCCGCUCCAUUAUAUAGACCCAAUGCCAACACCAACUCCAUGGUCUCAGGUGUAUCAUCAGGAUCAGGUAUUUCCGGCGUCUCAUCCGGUUCCGGCGUAAUCGAAAUCGUAAUGGACGAUGAACCCAUCUCCAUGAUUCCCAAAAGCAAAACCCCCACCAUCCUAUCCGCAUCUACCCUGAAUCCCAGCUCCAUAAUGGAACCACCACCAAUGCCACCAGCUCUCGAACGUCGUCGAACUUCCUCCGUCUCGCACAUCUACACACAUAACCGCGGUCGUUCGGAAACGGACAAUUCCCUCUCUAAUCGAUUUUCCCGCGCUGCGGAACGUUUGAGAAGUGCUAGUCGUGGCAGAAAUAAUUCUAGUCCUAUUAUUGAUAAAGGUGCUACGAAGAGUCCGGUUGAGAAUGGUAGUAGUCCAUAUGAAAGUGUUCCUGCUGCGAACUGGGCUCCACCACCUCCACUUAAUAGGAGUGCGACGACGACUCCUUCGAGUGGGAUGAAAGCAGAGAGACAUCCUAUGGAAGUGAGAGCUGCUUAUCAAGCGAGUAUGGAGGGUGGAAUGAUUUGA